This is a messenger RNA of Cynoglossus semilaevis (tongue sole), 3183 nucleotides long. Its product is annotated as carbohydrate sulfotransferase 11-like. Gene Ontology annotation, cellular component: membrane. Gene Ontology annotation, biological process: proteoglycan biosynthetic process; carbohydrate biosynthetic process. NCBI's taxonomy places the organism in Eukaryota, Metazoa, Chordata, Actinopteri, Pleuronectiformes, Cynoglossidae. The record is from RefSeq and is a predicted model, not a curated record. The coding region runs from base 952 to 1962 and encodes 336 amino acids. The transcript is spliced from 3 exons. Gene Ontology annotation, molecular function: sulfotransferase activity.
GACUUUAAAAUGGUAGUUUUUAGUGAACCUUGUGUUGGUUUAUUUCCAGUGUAAAUGCCAGUGGGUUUUAAGGACUCAAAUGGUGGCGAUAGCCAAGUCUCAGUAAUCUGAGCAGGGAUGUCGGAUGUUGGGGAAAGAGAAAAAUGAAACACACUGUCCGACCGACUGCAUCAUGAAGUCCAUUAGUAACAGUCCACUGAAUAUUAUAAGCUUUAAUAGAAAAUUUACUUUAUUUAGGGUCAAACCUGACCUUAGCGCUUUAGAUUCAUGGGGACAUCUAAAUAAACCUUUUUACUUCUCAAAGAGCUGCUCUGUCAACUAUUGUACCUCCUCCCGUCAUAAUAAAACAUGUGUCCACAGAUGAUUAAAUAUAAUACUCACACAAAUUCACUUAUUACGCGAUGUCAAAACAAUGAUGAAUAAAAACUGACGCUGAGGGAUUUAAGCGCGCGUGUUGUUUUAUUUUGAAAGGGUGGGAGGAAAACACGUGGUAAAUGAUUCUGGGCCUCAGAUUGAGGGGGUUUAGGCUGAAGCAGUCAGCGUUACAAGGGUCAGUGUGUGAAAAGCAGCGACUGCUCGGCCUCACGUAUCCCGCUAUUAUAUACUCAGCGGCGGCCGUUUUUUGGACCACUAUACCGAGAAUUACGGUGUUGCCCUGCGGUUGUUUUUCCAGCCGUAGUGCGCUGUCAACGGUGUCUAAUGCUGGUUUUCCUCGCACCAGCCCAGUUAAAUCUCGCUGGUACCGAUUAUUUGUUUUUCACCCCCAAUGUCUGUACCACAGUGGUAGCCAGAUUAAACUAUGCCAGGAUGCACACAAAGGUAAGAAGCAGCAGAGGUAUUCGAGCCCGGUUCACUGUGCUGUUACCGUCCGUCAUCAAAUAGACCCAGCCCGGUGUCGAACACCCUCCACGUCGGACUGGAUUCGGUUCCACUGGUUUUUAGUGACACAGGAUGAGGAAACCCAAAGUAUUUCGCAUGAUUUUUGCUCUGUCCCUGGGUUGUUUCAUGAUGGUCGUCUUCUACUUCAACGCCAUGAAGCCAGAAUCUGUUGUUGAAGAAAGCAGCAGUGUGAAGUCCAGGAGAAGCCCUCUGCAGACACUGUACGAUGGUGACCAGGUUGAGUCGGCAGUACAAGGGAUCCAUCAUGGCCGACGAGAGCUGUUAGAACAAACCUGCCACUCGUACACACACAAACGCCGAGUUCUCAUUCCACAGGACCUGAAGCACAUCAUCGUGGACGACCAGCACGGCCUGCUGUACUGCUACGUUCCUAAAGUAGCCUGCACCAAUUGGAAGAGGGUCCUCAUGGUACUGACAGGCGCAGCUGGGUCCAUCACGGACCCCCUGGCCAUCCCGGCCAACGAGGCCCACGUCCCAGGAAACCUGCGUACUCUCUCUGAGUAUUCAACCUCGGAAAUCAACCAGCGCCUGCGCUCCUACCUGAAGUUCAUCUUUGUACGGGAACCUUUCGAGAGGCUGGUGUCGGCGUAUCGCAACAAAUUCACACGCAGCUACAAUACAGCUUUUCAUAAACGGUAUGGCACAAAGAUAGUGAGGCGGCACAGGCCAGACCCCCAGCCGGAGGCUCUGGAAAGAGGAGACGACGUCUCCUUCGAAGAGUUUGUGUAUUAUCUCGUGGACCCUGCGACGCAGCAAGAGGAGCCCUUCAACGAGCACUGGGAGCGGGUUCACUCGCUGUGCCACCCCUGUCUCAUCCACUACGACGUGGUGGGCAAGUAUGAGACACUAGAACAGGACUCCAGCUACGUGCUGCAGCUGGCUGGAGUGAAAGAGAAGGUCAGCUUCCCGACAUCGUCGAAAAGCACGCGGACUACAGGAGACAUGGCCGCCAGUUUCUUCCAGAACAUCAGCCCGUUUUAUCAAAAGAAACUGUACAAUCUCUAUCGCAUGGACUUCUUACUCUUCAACUAUUCCAUACCAGCCUAUCUGAAGUUUAGAUGAGGCAGGAAUAUCCACCAUCCACAGACUCAUCUUCCAGACUAAAAGCCUUUAAAUGAUUUUGGCCUUAUGACUGACAGCAGCGCCAAAAAGCUGAGGAUCUGUUUCAGUGACAUCAACAGCAAGUCCAGGAGCACGUGCACCGGGGAUGAGGGUUUCCUCAACAUGAUACAAGCCUAAUGAAGGCUGUUUGUAUGUUUUCAACUUGAACUGUGAUCAUGUGAUUAUCCAUCACUGUCUCUGAUAAAGUCUUUACAUUUUAUUCAAAGUUCAAAGGUCAUUUCCAGCAGGGGCCGAGUGUUGUUCUAGUCUUAGUGCAUUGGUUGAAAGACACAUUAACGGCAGUUGAUAUUUUGCAGGUGGCAAGCGAGAAAAAAAAAAAAGCCCUCUUGAGCCGACUAAUGUGCACGUUAGCAUCUGGAGAUGGGCAGGUUCCAGGUUCUACUGAAUGUUUUAAUACUGUAUACCAUGAUGUUUCUUGCUCUCUAUUUCGUUCUCUGUGCUGGCACAAGAGGAACCUGACUGCUAACCUUCAUUAACAAACUAUUUAAGCAAAACACUAGACCAGAAAAUACAGGAUUUGUCUUCAAACGUCUUCUGGUUCAUUGAAAACCAACUAGCGAACCUGUUGUGCCUAUACAUCACCGUGCUACAACUUUUCACCUAACAGAAGCAAUUAUUAGAUGGCUCGAUCUGAUACUAUUGGUCAAAGUAUCACUCUCAGUAUGGGACAUGAAAAUGUUGUAUCAAGUCAUCCCCAAGAGUUACGUCAUCAAAAUACUACCUUUAAAGACACAACAGUGGGAAGUGUUUCCUUCUGGGUUCUACAGAACCUUGAAUGUGCUGCUUUCUCACCAGUGUUGCUCACAAGGUAAUGAUGCCUCUGUGCCUGUGCUAACACUGCUUUAGCAUACAACUAACCAGAUGCAUUAAAAAAACUGUAGCAAAAAAAAUCACAAGAAUUUCAUGCAAGAAGGAAUCUGUGUGUUUGGUUUUUUUGUUUGUUCACAAAAAAUGUUUAAAUUUGAUUUAAAAUGGCAGCCAUUCUCUCUGGAUGUGAGGACAUGUCUCUGGUUACAUAAACUGUAACUUCUCUUCUUGUCUGUUGUUUCCGAAUGUGUAUUUUGCACAAUAUGAGUCUAUUAUUUACAAAGCCCAGUAGCAGAAGAGGGUUGGAAACAAGAUGUACGUGGGUGCCUUUAAAUGUGGGCCAGCAGAUUUAAA